This is a messenger RNA of Populus euphratica (Euphrates poplar), 998 nucleotides long. RefSeq names its product selT-like protein. Gene Ontology annotation, biological process: cell redox homeostasis. Gene Ontology annotation, cellular component: endoplasmic reticulum membrane. Gene Ontology annotation, molecular function: thioredoxin-disulfide reductase (NADPH) activity. Bases 133 to 807 code for a protein of 224 amino acids. The record is from RefSeq and is a predicted model, not a curated record. The transcript is spliced from 4 exons. Lineage: Eukaryota; Viridiplantae; Streptophyta; Magnoliopsida; Malpighiales; Salicaceae.
CUAAAUAAAAUGCAGUGAUCUCAGCAGCCAAAGAAGAAGGAUGACCGGAGUCAUGAUGACUCUUCUUAGGCAAGUAUAGAAAAGAAACUCUCCUCUAGGUUCUUGCUUUCCUUUUCACGCGCUUGUCUUGCCAUGGAUCGAGCACAGAUUUUGCUGGUAGGAUUACCUCUAUUUCUUUUAUGCACUGACCUUAUCCACCUCUUCACCCCACCACCUCCCAAGCACCCCCACCACCCCCCCCCCCCACCCCACCAUCACCAUCACCACAAACAACCACAAUUGGGUGCCGAUGAAACCCUAGAAGCUCCAACGCAGAAACCAGUUGUUGGAGGGAUUGGGCUUGGAAGCACGGUCAAAAUUGACUUUUGCUCUUCUUGCUCUUACAGAGGGAAUGCGGUGACGAUGAAAAGGAUGUUGGAAACGCAGUUUCCAGGGAUUGAUGUUGUACUUGCAAAUUACCCCCCAUCCCUUCCGAAGCGGGCGGUAGCCAAAUUAGUACCAGUUUUUCAGAUAGGAGUUGUGGGAAUUGUGUUGGGUGGUGAACAGAUUUUUCCGAUGCUAGGAAUCAGGACUCCUCCUUGGUAUUAUUCUUUACGUGCCAAUAAAUUUGGGACCAUUGCAUCUACUUGGCUUCUUGGCAAUGCAUUGCAGUCCUUCCUGCAAAGCUCUGGGGCGUUUGAAGUUUACUGCGAUGAUGAAUUGGUUUUCUCCAAACUGAGGGAGGGCAGAUUUCCAGGAGAGAUCGAACUAAAAGAUAUUGUUGGCAGAAGGUUGGCAAACUCUGACAUUUCUCAUACGUUGCCCUAGUUCGCUGCCACCCAUGUGGAGUUGUCCUAGUUCGCUGCCAACCAUGUGGGGUUGAAUUCAAAACAAGUGGUUAGGUGGUUGGACGCCUAAUAUUAUACUGUCUGGAAAGCAGGGCAUGAUGCAUGUAAAUUGGAACCCGUAUGGAUUUUUCAGGGAAAAUAAACCAAGCUGAUGCCUUGAGUUGCUUUUCA